GGAUUAUAAAGGCUGAGCUCACAUUAAGAACUCGAAACGUUCAUUGGUCGUUCACAGCACAUGAAUGGUAUUGUGGUAGGUUUUGGCUGACUCACAAGUUUAUGAUUUGCUAGCUAACGUUAACCAACAUACAUCAAACUGAAGAUGGCUACUGUCGGUCUGAAGUGUCCGGAGUGUGGCUCGCUCGACAUAGUGGACGACGAACAUUAUUCACAACCACAACUUGUAUGUGCAGAUUGUGGCGCUGUGGUAUCCGAAGGUCUACUCACCACUACCCGAAGUGAAGAGACACAGGGCACAGAUGUAAGAUACACUAAUAGCACAGAAGUGGACAAGAAGCCAUGCCGUAAUCUAAUCAAUGGCAUACACCGGGUGCGUGCUCUCUGUCGUAUUCUCAGGCUCACUUUCCUCAUGGAGGAGACUGCAGAGACCCAUUUUAAGCAGGCCUAUGAGCACCCUAACUUCAUCAGGGUCAGCCUGCAGAAGAAAGAGGUUCUGGCAGGAUGCUGCGUGCUGGCGACCUGCAGGCAGCACAGCUGGCCCAUCGCCAUGGGAACCAUUUGUUGUCUCCUGGAGGCGAACCCCAGGCUGAUAGGUGUGGUCUACCAGGAGAUGGUGAAGAUUCUGAAGAUAGAGGCUCCCCCCACCAGUAUCAUUGACCUACUGGAGACACACUGUCAGGCAUACAAACUAAGCCCUCAACAUGUCCAUGAAGAGUUGUCAGAGUCCUCCAAGGAUUUGACAAAGCGAGCUGCUGUCCUGUUGGAGCUGGCUGCAGAUGCCUGGCUAGUGACUGGCCGCCAGCCCAUCCCCAUCCUCACGGCCUCCAUCUUCCUGGCUUGGCAGUCCCUGAAACCCACCCAGGCCCGGCUCAAAUACACACUGGCCAGGUUCUGCCAGAUGGCCAAAGUGACCAAGUCCUCCAUAGCGCCGAAGCGGGUGACUGAGCUGAAGGAGGUGCUGUGUAAGCUGGGCCAGGAGCUGCCCUGGCUGAGGGGGGAUGAGGUGACACCCCAGACUGUGAUCCAGAUGGUGGAUGACAUCCUGAACCAUAGACUCACGCUACUGAGGAGGGCCCUGAGCAGUCACGAGGAAGCCCUGGCCUCUGAAUCCGUACUCCCACCAAGCUUAGAGAACUCCCUACCUGGAUCCCACACCAACACACCCUGCCUGGAGGGUGCAGCUUCAUCCCAGACCCCAGGGCAGACCCCUAAAGAACCCUUUGUGGGAGAACCAGACACAGGGAGCAUCCAGCAACAAGGAGAUGUUGACCUGACAUACACUGUUGUAAUGGAGGGGUUGCCACAUACGGGGCCUGGCACAGACUCCCAGCACAGCCAGCCCUCAGCACCAAACUCUGGCAAGAGGAGUUUGUUUGAACCCCCUUCUGUGAGGUACGCUAAGAUAAGGAGGGUGCAGGUCCCGGUGGUGGAGGUGACUGGUGAUGAGGAGAUCUCAGACAGUGAGAUUGACAGUUACAUCCGUACUCCUCAGGAGAUCAGAGACUAUGUUGAGGCUAAAGAGGCAUUAGCUUCCUCUGAUGAUGAGUUCUGACAGGAAGGGAUCACAUUGUAACCAGGUGACUUAGCUAUACUGCGCUGUCUGAUCUGUAAUGCAUUAUAAUGCAACUAUUUGGCUGACUAUUUUGUAUGAAUAUUGAAUAAUCUCUUGUACCCUUCAGGUCAUAAGGCAACACAUUAAAUCUACUUAUUUCAAAACACUCA
Messenger RNA from Salvelinus fontinalis (brook trout), 1724 nucleotides. It is a transcript of the gene brf2, whose product is annotated as BRF2 RNA polymerase III transcription initiation factor subunit. The record is from RefSeq and is a predicted model, not a curated record. Bases 145 to 1554 code for a protein of 469 amino acids. Gene Ontology annotation, molecular function: RNA polymerase II general transcription initiation factor activity; TBP-class protein binding. Gene Ontology annotation, biological process: transcription preinitiation complex assembly; transcription initiation at RNA polymerase II promoter. Gene Ontology annotation, cellular component: nucleus; transcription preinitiation complex. The transcript is spliced from 4 exons. Lineage: Eukaryota; Metazoa; Chordata; Actinopteri; Salmoniformes; Salmonidae.